AUGUCUACAUGCUUCUCUCCACCACCAGUUGUCUCUUUCACAGAGAUGGCCACUUCCAUCUCCGAGCUCCACCAAGCUCACGCCCACAUGCUCAAAACUGGCCUCUUUCACCACCCAUUUGCAGCUAGCCGACUCAUCACCACCGCUAUUACCAACACCAACUCUGACACCCUCCCUUACGCUCAAUCCAUAUUCACUCGCAUUCAACACCCAAACACAUACAUCUACAACACCAUGAUACGUGCCUAUGCCAAUAGUCCCACCCCUCAACUUGCUCUCCUUAUCUUCCUUCAAAUGCUAUAUGAUCACCGUGUUGCCCCAGAUAAGUACAGUUUCACUUUUCUUUUGAAGGCUUGUUCAACGCUUCGCAGUGUUGAAGAAGGGCGACAAGUUCAUGGUCAUGUGGUAAAGACUGGAGUUGGGGAUGAUGUUUUUGAAAUUGCACGUAGUUUGCUUGAUAAUAUGCCAAUGAGGGAUGUUAUUUCCUGGAAUGCGAUGUUGAGUGCGUUUGCUGAGAUGGGUUUGGUGGACUGGGCUCGUGGAUUGUUCGAUGAAAUGCCUGACAAGAAUUUGGAGUCUUGGAAUUUUAUGAUUUCCGGUUAUGUCAAUGAUGGAUUAAUUGAUGAAGCAAGAGGUAUUUUUGAUGAGAUGCCAAUGAAAAAUACAGUGUCUUGGAAUGCCAUGAUCACGGGGUAUGCUCACAUUAGUCGAUUUUGUGAUGUAUUGAGGUUUUUUGAGGCAAUGCAGCAUGCUAAAGUAAAGCCUGAUAAUUGCACACUAGUGAAUGUGUUAUCAGCUUGUGCUAAUCUUGGAGCUUUGAGCCAAGGGAAGUGGGUUCAUGCCUAUAUCGAUAAGAAUGGGAUUGAUGUUAAUGGUUUUUUAGCUACGGCUCUUGUAGACAUGUAUUCAAAAUGUGGGUAUAUUGAGAAGGCUUUUGAAGUGUUUAAUGAUACUUUGAGGAAGGAUGUUAGCACAUGGAAUUCAAUGAUUACAGGACUAAGCAUUCAUGGAUUUGGAGAGCAUGCAUUACAGAUUUUCUAUGACAUGGUUGGGGAUGGUUUCAAGCCCAAUGAGGUUUCCUUUGUGAGUGUUCUAUCAGCCUGCAGUCGAACAGGUUUGUUAAACAAGGGGCGUGAAAUGUUUGAUCUCAUGGUUCACGUUUAUGAGAUUCAACCCACAAUUGAGCAUUAUGGUUGUAUGGUGGAUUUACUUGGUCGGUUCGGAUUGAUUGAAGAAGCUGAGGAAAUUGUGAAGAAAAUGCCAGUGAAAGAAGCUCCUGCUGUUUGGGAGUCUCUUUUGGGUUCUUGCAGAAAGCAUGGUGAUGUCGUAUUGGCAGAACGCAUUGCUAGGAGACUUUUGGAGUUGGAUCCUCAAGACAGUGCUGGUUAUGUUCAAUUGUCAAAUGUUCAUGCAUCUAUGGGAAGAUGGUAUGAUGUUAUGGAGGCAAGGAGGAAGAUGCGGGCACAAGGAGUCACUAAAGAGCCAGGUUGUAGCAUGAUUGAAGUUGAUGGAAUUGUUCAUGAGUUCUUAGCUGGUGAAGGAAUGAUUUCUUUCGAGGGCAAUGAGAGCCUACUUCCAGAGAAUAUGAACCAUCAAUCAGAUACCACUUUGACAGAACUAGAACUCUAAUUUUUUUUCCUGAUGGCUUGGGCAGUUGGUCUCUAAUUGAGGUUUACAACUAAAAGUUUGAAUUUUGUAGAUCUUGUGACUUUUGAGAGUUUCAGAUGGGUGGAAGAACUCCUUUGAUUAUCAAAGUCUAGUUUUCUUAGCUGGCUAUAAUAAGACCUACUGAAAGCACAAUUGGCAAUUAGACUAAAACGCCUUUAGUACCAUUUGAAUUGAAUAUAAGGGGAAAGAAUCUGGAGGCUUUUGGGCCUGAAGAAAGAAUUCAGAAAUGAGUGCAGUCACUUUG
Molecule: messenger RNA, 1912 nt
Organism: Ilex paraguariensis (yerba mate)
Lineage: Eukaryota; Viridiplantae; Streptophyta; Magnoliopsida; Aquifoliales; Aquifoliaceae
Source: the annotation of a GenBank genome assembly